Molecule: messenger RNA, 2413 nt
Organism: Colossoma macropomum (tambaqui)
Lineage: Eukaryota; Metazoa; Chordata; Actinopteri; Characiformes; Serrasalmidae
Exons: 7
Coding region: 237-2075 (612 amino acids)
Biological process (GO): proton motive force-driven ATP synthesis
Molecular function (GO): proton transmembrane transporter activity
Source: RefSeq, a predicted model, not a curated record
GGAGGGGGAGGGGUCCGUAAAUAAACAGUGAAAGGGGGCGUUCAUUCAGUGUAGAGGCAUUUUCACACAAGUGUGGACAGUUAAUGUCUUAAAAUCUUCCUUUCCGCUCCUACACGCAGUUUGGUCAUUUUUAGACGUCCGUUUAAAGUCUGUCCUUGGAGGACUUGCAGCAGAAGCUCUCAUCUCAUCUGCUGUUUGUUGUUGGAUUGGAGGGGAGAGGUUUUUAGAGCUCAAUCAUGGCGGCUUCCUUGCUCAGAAUAGGUCGGCUUGGAUCUCUUAAGGUUCUGCAGUUGGAGAGCUGGAGCGUGUUAAGAAGAGCGCCAGCAGUUGCUCUCAGUUCAAAAUCUGGGGACAGCAAGAAGUCCAAAAAGACCAGAGAAAAGCCCACAACGAAAACGUACUUCGAUAUAGAAAAACUUGUCCAACACAAAUCCUACGUGGAAUUGCCCAAGAAGGAGAAUGUAGCGUUAGCUGCUGCCGCCGCUGCAGAAGCCGCACCUGCUGUUGCUGCCCGUGUGUCUGAACCUGUAAUUCCUGAGACAGUUGCAGCUGCUGCAGCAGCAGUACAAGCUCCACCUGUUGAAGCGGCUGCUCCUGUUGCUGAAGCAACUGCUGCCCCUGCACCUGAAACUCAAGCUGCUUCAGCCCCUGCUGCAGAACCUGUAACUGGGCCUGUUGCAGAACCAAUUGUAGAAGUCGCUGCAACUGCUGCCGAAGCUCCCGCGCCCUCUGCCGAAGCUCCCGCUGCAGAAGCUCCUGCGCCCUCUGCCGAAGCUCCCGCUGCAGAAGCUCCCGCGCCCGCUGCCGAAGCUCCCGCGCCCGCUGCCGAAGCUCCCGCGCCCGCUGUGGAAGCUGCGCCGGUUGUGGAAGCUGCGCCGGUUGUGGAAGCUGCGCCGGUUGUGGAAGCUGUCACUUCUGAAGCUACAUCUGCAGAAGUGGCUGAGGAAGCUACUGCACUUAAGUCUGAGAUUGGUGCCUCUACAACUGAAGCAGUUGUCCCUGAAGCCCCACCUGGAGAAGCAGCAGCACCUGCACCAGAACCUGUAGCAGAAGUGGCAGCGCCUGCCCCAGAGCCUCCCGUGGAAGCAGCAGCACCUGCACCAGAGCCUCCUGUGGAAGCAGCAGCACCUACACCAGAGCCUCCUGUGGAAGCAGCAGCACCUACACCAGAGCCUCCUGUGGAAGCAGCAGCACCUGCACCAGAGCCUCCCGUGGAAGCAGCAGCACCUGCACCAGAGCCUCCCGUGGAAGCAGCAGCACCUACACCAGAGCCUCCCGUGGAAGCAGCGGCACCUACACCAGAGCCUCCUGUGGAAGCAGCGGCACCUACACCAGAGCCUCCUGUGGAAGCAGCGGCACCUACACCAGAGCCUCCUGUGGAAGCAGCAGCACCUACACCAGAGCCUCCUGUGGAAGCUGCAGCACCUGCACCAGAGCCUCCUGUGGAAGCUGCAGCACCUGCACCAGAGCCUGCUGCAGACCCUGCCCCUGAAGUUCCUGCGCCAGCCCCUGAAGUAGUCCCGGAGGUUGCAGCCCCUGCAGAAGUUGUCUCUGAAGCUGCAGCAGAAGCUCCACCUGCCCAAGAGGCUGAAGCGGCCCCAGUUGCAGAGGCAGUGGUUGAUGCAGUCAUAGAAGCUGCUGCUGAAGCGGUAACUGAAGUAAUAGCUGAAGCUGUCCCCACUAAAGCUGUUGCAGAAGUAGUGGAGGCCGUGGCUGAAGCUGUAGCCGAAGUUGUUGUAGAAGCUGCUGCUGAAGUUGUGUCUGACGCGGCCCCUGCAGAGGAGCUGGCAGACGCCGCUGCCAUUAUAGCAGAUGCUGCUGAAGCUCCUGUUGAAGUCGUGGAAGCGCCUGAGGCUGGUUUGGAUCCCAUUCAGAAACUCUUUGUGGAAGCAAUCCGUGACUACUCCUCAAGGAGCAUGUCUACUGGUGGCCUAGUUGAUGCAGGUCCUGAGUACCAGAAGGCUUUGGCUGAAGAAAUUGCCAAACUGCAGCGGUUAUAUGGUGGUGGUGACUUGACUUCCUUCCCAGAGUUCAAUUUCCCUGAGCCCAAACUGGAUGAAGUCUCUACCAAGUAAAGAGCCAGUUCCCGACGUCACCCUCUCCUGUGCCUAAUUGCAAUAAAUAUGAUGUCGUCAACCCUCUUUACCCCUGUCACCCUCUUGCCAUAGAUUUGUUACAGAUAUUUUUGUGAACCUUUCGAAGCCUUUUUCAACAGUCAUAUGCAACUAGUUAAUAGAUGUAUUGAGUGCGCAGUUUGAAAGGGAUUAGCACUGUAGCUGUGAAUUAAUGCGUUUGCACGCUGUAAUAUUAGGCAGUAUGGUUUGAACUAUGUGGAAAGGUUUUCUGUCUGGUCUCUCUGUGUAUCUGACCUUGCUGGUGAUCUAAACUGUGAAAUACAAUUUUCUGAUCUUUA